GGUCUCCACUUUGGAAUGGAAAUGGUAUACAAGCAGCACCAUCAGACAUCAAGAUGGAAACCUUCCGGCUCAGGGCCUCCUUUUGGCUGGCACUGGUGGGAUGUGUAAUUGGUGAUAACCCUGAGAGACACAGCACAAAUCUAAGCAAUCCUGUGGAUAACUUCACCACUUUCCAUGGGACAGAGCUUAACUUCCUGGUCACCACGCAUCGACCCACUAACUUGGCCCUACCCAGCAAUGGCUCCCUGCACAGCUAUUGCCCACAGCAGACUAAAAUUACUGCAGCUUUCAAAUACAUUAACACUGUGAUAUCUUGUACUAUUUUCAUCGUGGGAAUGGUGGGGAAUGCAACUCUGCUCAGGAUCAUUUACCAGAACAAGUGUAUGAGGAAUGGCCCCAACGCGCUGAUAGCCAGCCUUGCCCUUGGAGACCUUAUCUAUGUGGUCAUUGAUCUCCCUAUCAAUGUCUUUAAGCUGUUGGCGGGACGCUGGCCUUUUGAGCACAAUAACAUUGGCAUUUUUCUGUGCAAGCUCUUCCCCUUCCUGCAGAAGUCCUCCGUGGGGAUCACCGUCCUCAAUCUCUGUGCUCUUAGCAUCGACAGAUAUAGAGCUGUUGCCUCCUGGAGUCGUGUUCAAGGAAUUGGGAUUCCCUUGAUUACUGCCAUUGAAAUUGUCUCCAUCUGGAUCCUCUCCUUCAUUCUGGCCAUCCCUGAAGCAAUCGGCUUUGUCAUAGUUCACUUCGAAUACAAGGGUGCACAACACAGGACCUGCAUGCUCAGUGCCACAUCCAAGUUCAUGGAGUACUACCAAGACAUAAAGGACUGGUGGCUCUUCGGGUUCUACUUCUGCAUGCCCUUGGUGUGCACUGCAAUCUUUUACACCCUCAUGACCUGCGAGAUGUUGAACCGAAGGAAUGGCAGCUUGAGAAUUGCCCUCAGUGAACAUCUCAAACAGCGUCGAGAAGUGGCCAAGACCGUGUUCUGCUUGGUUGUAAUUUUUGCUCUUUGCUGGUUCCCUCUUCAUUUAAGCCGUAUUUUGAAGAAAACAGUGUACAAUGAGAUGGACACCAACCGGUGUGAAUUACUUAGUUUCUUGCUGCUCAUGGAUUACAUCGGUAUUAACUUAGCAACCAUGAAUUCAUGUAUAAACCCAAUAGCCCUGUAUUUUGUGAGCAAGAAAUUCAAAAAUUGUUUCCAGUCGUGCCUCUGUUGCUGCUGUCACCAGUCCAAAAGCCUGAUGACCUCAGUCCCCAUGAAUGGAACGAGCAUCCAGUGGAAGAACCAUGACCAAAACAACCACCACACGGAGAGGAGCAGCCAUAAGGACAGCAUUAACUAACACCUUAAGAACAUGUCUUCAAAUCCUAUUGGAGGAAAAAAAA
Messenger RNA from Fukomys damarensis (Damara mole-rat), 1380 nucleotides. It is a transcript of the gene Ednra, whose product is annotated as endothelin receptor type A. Gene Ontology annotation, molecular function: endothelin receptor activity. Gene Ontology annotation, biological process: G protein-coupled receptor signaling pathway; regulation of blood pressure; vasoconstriction. The record is from RefSeq and is a predicted model, not a curated record. The transcript has 8 exons. Lineage: Eukaryota; Metazoa; Chordata; Mammalia; Rodentia; Bathyergidae. Gene Ontology annotation, cellular component: membrane. The coding region runs from base 54 to 1337 and encodes 427 amino acids.